This is a messenger RNA of Daktulosphaira vitifoliae (grape phylloxera), 854 nucleotides long. RefSeq lists its product as uncharacterized. The transcript has 17 exons. NCBI's taxonomy places the organism in Eukaryota, Metazoa, Arthropoda, Insecta, Hemiptera, Phylloxeridae. The record is from RefSeq and is a predicted model, not a curated record. The coding region runs from base 74 to 640 and encodes 188 amino acids.
UUGAGUACAACUUUAAUAGUUCAAAGAAUAUUCAUAUUUAAAAAAAAUUAAAAAUUAAUUUCGACUAAUAGACAUGUUCGUUAUGAAUAAAAGUUUCUGUUUAAUUUUUGCUUAUUGUUAUUUAACAAAUAAUUUUUUUUGUAGAGCAACUAUGUCUAGGGUUGAAACUAAAUACGAUGAAAUAGAGAACUUUUUUUCUGAACUGGGAAAAAAUGUAAUGGAUUGUCUCUCUGAUAUGUGUAACGAAAUUGCAUCUGAAACUACAAGUGUAAAAAUUGAGAAUAAAAUGGAUGAAAUAGAGAAACUAUUGAAGAAUAAUAUUAAUGUAGAUGAUAUAACAGGGAAAUUUAAGAAUAAUGUAUUAGCAACAAAUCAAAAAAUAAUUGAUAGAUUUAAUGACAAUUAUGUUAAGUUUAAUAAUAAGAUUAUGGAGAAUUUUAAGAAUGUUUUGUUUCAAAUGGAAUCAGUACCAGUUGAUGAUGAUUCAAUCAGUCAACAAAUAUAUAAAGGAUAUUACUCGAAGUCAAAUUAUACCUCGAACAUUAAAAACAUGAACAAGGCAUUAAACUCAAGAUUCGAAACGAUUUUAAAAGAUUUUAAGUUUAAAAUGAAUACUGUGAAACAAAAUUUAUCGAUGUAGAACAUUCAAGAAAUCUUAAAAGAAGUAAAAUAAUUAACUUUGUUGGUGAAUAUUAGAAUAUUUCAUAUAUCUAAAGCAAUAUAUCAUUAAUAUGCAAAAAUAAUUCCAAUAAUUGUGUUUUCAAAUGUUAGAUUUUAAACAGAUUACAAUAAUUAUCUUUUAAGAUUUAUUUUUUUAUAUUCAGACACCUAAUGUAAAAAAAAUAAUUUAAAAA